CCGGACGGCCUCUGGGACUCGCUGAGUCGCGGGCUGGCUGCGGGCGGGCGGGCGGCGCGAGCGCUCGGGCCGCGGGCCGCGUGGACACCUGCCGUCCCGGGAAGCAGACUCCCACCGGAAGUCCUUCUGUGGCUCAAAAGCUCAGAAUGGGAGGCCAGCCCCUCCCCCGCCCGCUGUGAUCCGCCUGGCCCAGCUUCUGUGGGGAUGCCUGUGAACCACCAGAAACCCGGCUCCUCAGACAUGGACGCCGACAUGUCACCCAGCUGCAGACCCAGAGACGAGAGCGGCGGCGGUAGCACUGUGGGGAGCCGCAGCCGUGCUCAAUCCAGAACGUUCUCUCUGGAUGACGACGAGAGCCUGAAGUACCUCACCCACGAGGAGAAGGACGUCAUCCUGUUCUUUGAGGAGACUCUCGAUUCCCUGGCAGACGACUUGGAGGAGACAGCGCUGGGCGAUGGGGGCGUCCGCUGCCCUUCCCCACACACUCCCGCCGAGAGCCCCGCCAGUCCCUGGGAGCCGGGAGAGGUCAUCGACCUCGUGCAGCCAGGACCCAGAGCCGGCGAAGGCCAGCGCCUCCCAGACGCACUCCACACAGCAGGGACAGAGCCUGCAGGCAAGGAGCAUGUCCCUGACCUUAACGGCGGGAAACAAGACGCUGAGCCUCCCCCAGCGUCAGAGUCCAGGGACCCCGAACCCCCCGCUCAGCCCCCGGCCCUGCCCAGCGUCCUGGAGCCAGCACCCCCCAGGAAGGAGCUGCUCGGCCCCGCUCCUCCCUCCGAGCACCCAAAGCUGCCUCGAUCCAUCCCCACACCCCUCGUGAUUGCCCAGAAAAUGUCCGAGAAGCUGGCAGGAAGUGAGGCCCUCUCUCCCGCGUCCCCCUGGAAGGAAGGCAGGCCUGCAGACUGGAGGACCCUGGCAUGCGCGGCCCCUCGGAACGGGGACCACCCCCUGUGGCACAGACACCCGGCCCCGCCGGCCCCCAAGACCCCCCGCUUCCCCAGCAACAUCAGCGUGACCAUCAGCUCGGGGAAGGACUUCAACAAGACCAUCUCCAAGGCCGCGGUCAACGUGCAGGAGCGCAAGGCCCAGGUCCUGGCCAACAUCAACGGCGUCUCGUACGCGGGGGAGGGCCGGGCCCCGCGCGGCGACGCCCCGGAGCCCGGCAGGCCCGGCCCGGCCGGCGGGCAGCAGUCCCGGGCCGUGCAGACCGAGCUGGCCAACGGCUUCCCGAGCAUCCACGAGGCGCUGAAAAGCGAGCCCAGCGCCUUCGUCCCCACGGGGAAGACCAUCACCUUCCGGCCCGACCCGGCCCUGGCCGGCAAGCUGGCCCGCCAGGGCGCCAGCCGGAGCCUGUACGAGCCCCAGCCCCCGGACUGCGACCCCCGGGCCCGGAGGCGCGCGGGCUCGCUCCCCCGGGCGGCGGGCUUCCGGCCCCAGGGCGUCACCGUGCAGUUCUCCGGGCGGGGCUCCAGCGAGGAGGCGCGGCGGGAGGCGCUGCGCAAGCUGGGGCUGCUCAAGGAAAACCUGUGA
Messenger RNA from Perognathus longimembris pacificus (Pacific pocket mouse), 1530 nucleotides. RefSeq names its product proline and serine rich 2 (gene Proser2). The coding region runs from base 205 to 1530 and encodes 441 amino acids. The transcript is spliced from 4 exons. NCBI's taxonomy places the organism in Eukaryota, Metazoa, Chordata, Mammalia, Rodentia, Heteromyidae. The record is from RefSeq and is a predicted model, not a curated record.